AUGGCCUCAUCCCUAGGAAGGCUGAGUGGGAGCCGGGUUUGUAGCGUGGCGCUGGGGAGCGGACUGCCCCGCGCCUGGACCUUGGGCCCUGUGGUUGGGCGCGUAUGCCUGACUGGGCUCGGUGGGACUGGCUCCGGCCAGAACCGGGGGCUGGGCUAUGGCCGGGGGACGGGAGGAGUGGGAGCCGGGGGUGGGGCGAGAAGAGCUCCUUGGCUAGUGGCAGGACUGGCAGCUGGGCUGGCCGGGGUGGCUGCAGCUGCUUUCCAUCACCUGGCGCCUGCCAAGAUGGUUCCCAAGACUGAGGUCGCGUCCAGCUUCCCGGACAAGGCAGACGAGUUAGCUCUCCGCUGCAACUCCUUCAUGUCCCAGCCUGUGACAGCCCUGUCGGAGCUGCGGGCCCGGCCGGGGGACAUGAAGACCCAGAUGGAGCUGUUGAUCAUGGAGACUCAGUCUCAGGUGUGCCAGGCGCUGGAGCAGCUAGACCGGGGCGCCACCUUUGCCGUGGAUCGCUGGGAGAGGAAGGAAGGAGGAGGGGGCAUCAGCUGUGUGCUUCAGGAUGGUCAUGUCUUUGAAAAAGCUGGAGUCAGUGUUUCUGUAGUUCAUGGGAUUCUUAGUGAGGAAGCAGCAAAACAAAUGAAAAGCAGAGGAAAAAAAUUCAAGACCAAAAAUGGUCAGUUGCCCUUUUGUGCUAUGGGAGUGAGUUCUGUCAUCCACCCCAAGAAUCCUCAUGUUCCCACCAUUCAUUUCAACUAUAGAUACUUUGAAAUAGAAGAAGCAGAUGGGACCAGGCAAUGGUGGUUUGGUGGUGGAUGUGAUCUUACUCCAACUUAUUUGAACAAAGAGGAUGCUGUACACUUCCAUAAAACCUUAAAGGAUGCUUGUGACCAGCAUGAUCCAGGCUUCUACCCCAAGUUUAAAAAAUGGUGUGAUGACUACUUCUUUAUAAAACAUCGGGGAGAGAGGAGAGGAAUUGGGGGGAUAUUCUUUGAUGAUCUUGACUCCCCAUCUAAGGAGGAUAUAUUUCGUUUUGUCCAAAGUUGUGCCCAUGCUUUUAUACCUUCUUAUAUCCCCCUGGUGAAAAAACACUGUAAUGAUCCAUUCACACCUCAGGAGAAACAUUGGCAGCAGCUCCGGAGAGGGAGGUAUGUGGAAUUUAAUCUGCUCUAUGACAGAGGCACCAAGUUUGGACUUUUCACUCCAGGAUCGAGGAUUGAAAGCAUCCUUAUGUCUAUGCCGCUGACGGCUAGAUGGGAAUACAUGUAUGCACCCUCAGAGAAUUCCAAAGAAGCUGAAAUCCUAGAGGUCCUAUGUCAUCCCAAGGACUGGGUGCACUGAGGCGCAAAGAGUGGACAUCUUGUGGUCAAAGGAAAAUCAAAGUGUAUAAACGUUCUCCUUUAGGCUUCUUGUGGCUGCCAUUGUGUGAUAGUUUAAUGGUCCACGUGCCUUAAAUCAAGUAGGGGCUAAUCUGGAAUUUCACUGACCUGCAACCUGAGGAAUUGCUUUAAAGACCCUGGGUGUCUGCCCUGUUCACCAUACUUUCCCAGUCAGUGGUGUUUCUUGCCACGAGUGAAAUGUCCAAGUGAUGGUUUGGUUUAUUUAAAAAAACUAACAAACUGCUAUAAAAAUCCAUUAUUUUAGUGAUAUUUUCAUGUGAUUUUUCUGUUGCAAAAUGUAAAACUGGUUUCAGAGAAGGUACUUGAUGUUUACAUAUAGCAAAUUCAACAACUCAGGGCUGGAACAAAUUGUAUUGGGAAACUUUUUGUUGGAGAAAAUUCUUGGCAAAUUAUUUUGAUGUAUGUUUUUUAAAAAGUUUUUUUAUCUUGAAAUAGGUCUUUGUCAAAUUUCCCAGAUCAUAUAUCUUUCUUAUA
This is a messenger RNA of Gracilinanus agilis (Agile Gracile Mouse Opossum), 1868 nucleotides long. It is a transcript of the gene CPOX, whose product is annotated as coproporphyrinogen oxidase. Gene Ontology annotation, cellular component: cytoplasm; mitochondrial intermembrane space. NCBI's taxonomy places the organism in Eukaryota, Metazoa, Chordata, Mammalia, Didelphimorphia, Didelphidae. Bases 1 to 1335 code for a protein of 444 amino acids. The transcript is spliced from 7 exons. The record is from RefSeq and is a predicted model, not a curated record. Gene Ontology annotation, molecular function: coproporphyrinogen oxidase activity.